GCGUAGCGGAAGUUGGGCCCAUGACGCAAAUACGAGGCGCCGUGAGUGCUGGCUACGUAGCGGUAGGGGAAGUAGGCUCCGCGGAGGCUGGGCUCGGCUGCCGGGCGAAGGUGGCAGUAGUCCUGAGCCCAGGGCCUUCAGGAAGAUGUUACCAAGUACUUCGGUGAGUUCUUCACUGCAGGGGAAUGGAGUCUUGAAUUCCAGGGAUGCAGCGAGACACACAGCCGGAGCAAAACGCUACAAGUACCUCAGAAGGCUUUUCCGAUUUCGGCAGAUGGACUUUGAGUUUGCUGCAUGGCAGAUGCUCUACCUGUUCACUUCCCCACAGAGGGUUUAUAGGAACUUUCAUUACCGGAAGCAAACAAAGGACCAGUGGGCCAGAGAUGACCCUGCUUUCUUGGUCCUCUUAAGUGUCUGGCUCUGUGUGUCCACCAUAGGAUUUGGCUUUGUGCUGGACAUGGGAUUUUUUGAGACAAUAAAGCUGCUCCUGUGGGUUGUAUUCAUAGAUUGUGUAGGUGUUGGCCUUCUGAUAUCAACAUUAAUGUGGUUCAUCUCCAACAAGUAUCUAGUGAAACGCCAGAGCAGAGACUAUGAUGUGGAGUGGGGAUACGCUUUUGAUGUGCAUCUGAAUGCGUUUUAUCCACUCCUAGUCAUUUUGCAUUUUAUCCAGCUGUUUUUCAUCAACCAUGUUAUCCUCACAGACACAUUUAUUGGAUAUUUAGUUGGAAAUACCUUAUGGUUGAUUGCUGUUGGCUAUUAUAUCUAUGUAACCUUCUUGGGAUACAGUGCACUGCCAUUUUUGAAAAAUACAGUAAUCCUGCUCUAUCCAUUUGCACCUCUCGUUGUGCUGUAUGGACUGUCGCUGGCCCUGGGAUGGAACUUUACCCACAUGCUGUGUUCCUUCUACAAGUACAGGGUGAAGUGAAAAGUGACACCAGCAUUGUAGCUGAACUGUCUGGUAUUGGGGAAGGGAUAUGCUCUUGUAAAGUCUGUAAAUUAUCUUUGUAGAUAUCUUAAAGAUGUAAAGUUUACAAAUUUGAGCUGAUACUAACACUAUUGUCUAGACCAUUCCUUAAAACCAAUCAAAUGUACAUUUAUAAUAGAUAUUUUUAAAUUAAAGCAUGUAAUUGUUUAGUUAUUUAACCCAAAGCUAUAUAUAAACUAUCAAGGGCACAGUAAUGGGCUUGUUGUUGGCAAGAUGUACAGACUUAUUCAGCCUGCAGUGUGGCUCACACAGGAGCCCCUGUCACUGAAAUACAAAACAGUCCCGCAGGGACUACUUUCAUUUAAGAACUGCCUGUAUGUAUAUAUGGCAGCCACUCUCUCACCAGGAUGUCAUGUUUCCCUUUUAAAGAUUCAAGAGGAACCAGCAACUAGUUAAAAAACAGAUGAAGUAAGCACCAUAGUAAUAGCACUAAAAAAAUUCAUUCAUUCUGUUAAAGACAUUUUUAUUAGAGGGAAUCUUGGUUCAAACUUCUUUAUUUCAAAUACACAUGGACAGUUAUAGCAGAGACAGUUAUGAAAGGCACAGUCAACAGGACAUUAUUAGGUUUCAAUUAUAGCAGCAAACUUGAAAAUAAAUAAUCUGCCUUUAAAAAUCCAACAGGUACCUCAAAUAUUACUGCAGCUAUUAACUGUUCAACCCAUGAAGACACUGUGAGCAAAGUAUGCACAAUACAUUUGAGGAGGAGAGGAGAAAAGCCUGGUAUAACCUAGCAAAGAUUCCCUGGGCUGCUCCAAGAACCAUCCCCCAGGGCAAAGACAGCCUUUCUGGAGGAAGUGCUCCCACUGAGUGACUUUUCUCACUCCAGGGGGAAACAUGACUGUGAGGCUUAGUGGACUCUACACUGAGAAGAAUCUGUUGGCAGCACUCUGGACAGUGCUGUCCCAGCAGCCCCUUUAUAUGGCUCAGGCACCGUGUUUCCAGGAAGUUUUACACCAAGUGCUAUUGACUAGUCCAGCUGUACUAGGAACAGCUGUAGGAAGCAGCCUCCCUAGCAUCCACAAGAGUUUAGUUGUCCCCAUGAUGAACCAGCCUGUUGAGAGCAGCUGGAGCCCCAGUGUGCAUACUCUACCAUGCUCACCCUGCAAGUGGCUCCCUACACACGCUUCCUCCUCCCUCUAACUCGGAUUACUGACACUACACAGAGUCACGUGCUGCCUGGAGUGUGCUCUUGCUGCCUGCUUGUUCACACAGGAGCCUUUUUAGGUAGUGUAAAAACUGGGGAAGGGAGCAUUUCAGAAACAAGGCUUCAUUUAGCUAGUGAUGGUACAGGGGCACGGGUAACAAAAUCCUUGGUUUGCUUUUUUUUGUCUUUGUAAAAGACUGGUCAUCUUUUUAGCAUUGUAUGUUCACAUGCAUUAAAUUGAGCAUAUUUAGCAUAGCA
Mesocricetus auratus (golden hamster) is the source of this 2387-nucleotide messenger RNA. RefSeq names its product unc-50 inner nuclear membrane RNA binding protein (gene Unc50). Bases 146 to 925 code for a protein of 259 amino acids. The transcript is spliced from 6 exons. The record is from RefSeq and is a predicted model, not a curated record. Lineage: Eukaryota; Metazoa; Chordata; Mammalia; Rodentia; Cricetidae. Gene Ontology annotation, cellular component: Golgi membrane.